Plasmodium cynomolgi strain B is the source of this 8022-nucleotide messenger RNA. Its product is annotated as cloroquine resistance associated protein Cg2. Gene Ontology annotation, molecular function: transcription coregulator activity. NCBI's taxonomy places the organism in Eukaryota, Apicomplexa, Aconoidasida, Haemosporida, Plasmodiidae. Bases 1 to 8022 code for a protein of 2673 amino acids. The record is from RefSeq and is a predicted model, not a curated record. Gene Ontology annotation, cellular component: mediator complex. The transcript has 2 exons. Gene Ontology annotation, biological process: regulation of transcription by RNA polymerase II.
AUGAUGACUCUGGGUGGUAAGGACGGGCCGGACCGGCCAGACGGGCGAGAGGGGCGAGACCAGCCCAUCGACAGGAACUCCCCCACCGUGGGUGGUGCGCACCACGCGGAUGGUAUGCCCCCUGCGGAUGGAAUGCCCCUUGCGGAUGGUAUGCCCCUUACUGAUGGUAUGCCCCUUACUGAUGGUAUGCCCCUUACUGAUGGUAUGCCCCCUGCGGAUGAUGGCCGCACCGGAGAGGAGCCCCAUAACUACGACGAGUGUGACGACGGCGAGGAGUACGACGACUACAAAGGAAUCAGCUACGGAAUGAUGCUGAAAAAAGUGGUACGCAGGUCCAUAAAUGACUGGAGUCUCUUCUGCGACCGAGUGGAUAACGACAACGGAGAAAAUUGUGAUUACCUUAGAAGUGCCCUCAUCCAGUACUGCAGACACAUGAGGGAAUGCUUCCUAAAGCUCCAGGAGUUAAAUACAUUCAGGAGAAACCACAAAGAAAUUAGUGAUAUAAUUAAGCUCAUUUUAGAAUAUAGAGAAAAUAAUAAAGAACUUAAGAGCAAGUAUCAGUAUGACUUAUAUCUCUGCAAAGUAAAAAUUAUGGAUCUCCAAAUCAACGAAAACAACAUACUUUGUGCUAUUGAUUUAUUAUCCACAGGGAGGUAUACGAGGUUCCCACUUCUCUUCAAAGGGAUCCUAACCAAACCCACAGAAUCCUUCAUCCCAGACUUAGACAUAAAUCAAAUAAACAUUUUAAAAAAACGAAUUAUGGAUGAAUUUUUGAUUAAUUAUUAUUCAUCCAGGAUACCUAAGGAUAGAGUAAAUUUUGCAUUUUCUGACGGAUUCAUAGAGUUAGAUGUGGUUAGCGAAGUGAAGGUCUCUCUCAUCACCGAUUUUGUUACAUGGAGUGUAGUCAAGGCGGAUAUUUUUUUUCUACGCCAUAUGAAUUUGCACUCUUCGCAUAACUUGAAUCUCAUCAGUUUGGUGAGCUAUGGAGUUGUGCAGAAAAUGAGCGAAAUGGCGGCGGGAUCGGAGAUGCGUGUAGCGGCGGACGUGCCCCAGAUGGGCGCUGCCAAAGAGGAGGUGAAUUCCCCCUCCGAAGAUAUUGACAUGGGGAGUUCCAAUAGAGAUGCGGUGACUUCCAAUAGAGAUGCGAAGACUUCCAAUAGCGACGCGGCGAGUUCCAAUAGCGACGCGGCGAGUUCCGAUAGCGACGCGGAGUGCUCCAAUAGCGACGAGUUUUUGCUAAAGACAGACGAAGGAGGCGCCCACCACAGGGACAAACAAAUACACAAGGACCAAAAGAGGCAUGCCCGAAUAAAUCCCAUCGAGCAGCACUACCACAGAGAACGGGAAAAAAGGACGCAGGCAGAGGAGACACUACCAUUGGCAGACGUACUCUACGAAAUCUACAAAAUCAGUCACUUUUAUUGUAGUGUGCAAAUUAUGGAAUUUUUUAAAAGCUGUAUAAAUCAGUAUAAUACGUUUAACUACGCAGUGAAAAAGGUUUUUAUUUAUAAGUGCUUCUCAAAUAGCACAGUGGAGGUCACUCCUUCUUGUUACAAUUACAGUCUUAGUGAUAAGGAUGCCUCACUUCAUUUGGACAUCCAUUUGUAUGAGUGUGAACUCACCAAAGGAAUGUAUCACUGGUUCGAGAAAAUACCCCUACUUGAUCAAUAUAGUAAAAAAAAAAUGAUACUUAAGUUUGUCCUAAAUAACGAAAAUGGGAAUAUAAAAGUUUUUUUGUGGCCAUUCAGUUUUUUUAAAAAGAGGAAAAAGGAAAGCAUUCACACGGAUGAUAUUUUAACAUACUUCGAAUUUAUGUACUGUGGUAUAUUGCAGAGGAGGAUGAAGAAGCUGUUCAUGUUUGACCCGGCUCAUAUUCACCUAGAGAGUUGGUUCACUCGGGCAUUCAGCUUAUCCGGAGGGGAGUCACUCCCCGGCGUAGGCAGCAUGGAUCACAACAGGAGCAGCGAGACCUCCUUCGUAAACAACGCAAUUGGUGUGCAUGAGUUGAUACAUGAUUACUUCUUCGAUAUGGGUUACAUCCGUGGGGAGUUGCACUGCGAGGACGAGGGGGUGGACCGCCGAACGGGUGGUGUCACCCCAGGCGGGGCAAAGAAGAGCGAGGAGGGGGGCGAAUACAACGCGGAGGGAGGCAAAUACAACUCGCCGAGUGGCAAAUACAACUCGCCGAGUGGCAAAUACAACUCGCCCAGUGGCAAAUACAACUCGCCGAGUGGCGAAUACAACGCGCCGAGUGGCCAAAACAACUCGCAGGGAGACGCCAAGGUAGGCGUGACGCCCCUGCAAAACCGCAUUAAAACAAUACUGAUGAGGAAGCAAAACGGAGACUUCUGCCUUCUAAGGUACACCUUCUACGGACAGAAAAUCAACCUUUUCUUAAGUAGGCAAAGUGAAAAGCUCAUCAUCAUGUGCCACUGGAAUAGCAAAACUUUUAUCGAUAUGAUCAGUCUCCACUACGACCUUAAGCUGGUCAUAUAUGUGGUGUACCUACUGAAGCGAUUCUCUCUCUAUGUGUACAUGUAUAACGAGUUGCAAAAAAGAUUUCUACAAAUAAAUGCUGGAAGGAUAUUCAACUAUGAGCUAGACAAGGAUGAGUUCUGUCCCAAUUUCUUCGUUUACAAAUUGAAGCUUUAUGAUCUCUUAAAGAAAUAUAACUACUCAGCAAACAUCGUUUUGACGAAGUUUCUUCAGAGUUUUCUUUCUUUUAUCGAUUUUUAUUUUUAUCUUCCUUGUGAUGAGGAGGUGGACGUGACACAGGGGUCCACCCAUGGGGGGGGUACCCUCAAUGGAGGGGGUACCUUCAAUGGGGGAACCUUUGAGAGGGCUCUCCGGAAAAUGGUACAGGGUGGGGUUGAGAAGGCAGGCGGUUGGUCUCACUCGAAAGGGAGUGCUCACAUGGGAGGAAGCACCCCCAGUGAGGCUAAUCGUAUUGGCAGCUUGGAAGGGAUUCAUUUUGAUGAGUCCAAUUUGAGCGGCACCACCCCCCUGCAGCAACCCAGGGACAGUAAAUAUGAGGAGAAGACCCCCCAAGAAGGGAAGAAGGAUGCUUCAUCAAAAGACCCCUUCCGAAAGAACUUCUUCUCAGUGCUGUAUUUCACCAUCUACACAUAUGACCACACCCCCCUGUUACUAAUCCUGAUGAUAGAAAAUGAUUGCAUACACAAAACGUACAUUGUCAUCUGUGAAAGUAAGGGAGUAACUUUGGGGACAGAAAAAAUACGAGGAGAACAAGGGAAGAACAAGAAGAAACAAUUCUUUACCAUUCCAUUAAUACAUAGGAGUUACCCCCUUGUAAAUAAUGUUGAUGAUUAUUUGGACGGGGUACGAGACAUGGUGAAUCGAUUUUCAAAUUUAUUUUCCACUUUGGGGAAACUCCUACAGAUGAAUUCGCGGUGUCCCGUUUUUUGCAGUCGGUUUUGUGUAGCCCCGCCCGGGGGUGGAGCGUUGGGCGGAGGGGUCGUUCAGCAUGAGGAGACUGCCCAGGGAGGAGGCACACGUGCGCAGGGCAAUCUCAAAAAUGCGCAGGGCAGUCCCACACAUGCACAGGGCAAUCCCACACUUAAACUCGCCUCCGACCAGGCGUACUCCCGACUGAGGAAAGAGACGAAGAAGAGUUUCUUCGACCUUCAAUACUUCGUGAGUAAGAACCAGUCCAAGCGGGCGCCCCCCAGAGGGAGCGGUGACCCCCGCCCGGACGAGGCGAACCCGGACGAAGCGAGCCCAGCCGAAGCGAACCUGGCCGACCGCGAGAAGGAGAAAUACCCAGCGGACUACAUCACCAACUACCUGCUUCACCUGGAAUGUGAUCUCGACGCGGAGCACUACUCGAGCGAGGAAUUUCUGAGCAAUCACGAAAGAAGCGAGUACCCCCUCCUGAUCAAAGUGAACACUUAUGGGUCCUUUUUUUUUGAAGUCCCCGUUCGGAAGAAAAAACUCCUCAAGAUAAGGGACUUGGAUAUGAAGAGAAGCACGGAGGUUUCUUUUUUGUGCUCCAAUGUGGCGAUAAAUGUGAAGAUUGAGCCACUGGGAGGGGAAGAAGGGACAGACGCUCCCCCGGAGGACUGGGUGCAGAUGAAAAAAAUGUACGUACUGCUCAAGGACGACUGUUCUUCAACCAGCAUUCUUCACCUCUUUUCAGUCAUGAGCAAAAUCUUUUCCGUGUGGAAUUUCUUCCCUGAGCUGUACUAUCUGGAAAAAAUCAUGUCACCCGAUAUAUCCAUCCGCAGUUGUCAUUUGGGAAACAUCACUGUUGAGUAUCACUGUGGGGUUAACAAACAGAUUGCAUGUUCUGUCGUGUUAGACAUUCUCAGUGGUGGAGACAUAACAUCCGGACAGUUGGAUGACCCACCUGAUGGAUCACAUGCCACAAAUGGAGGUCACAAAAAAGAGCCCUUUUCAAAAAGCGUAGGUGAAGUAGACACAAAUAAUAUGACGACUAACCGCAGGAUAAAACAAACGAGCGAUGAAGAAGACGCAGUGGAAAAAUUACUUUUUUUGGACAUCUCUUUUAAGUCCCCCUUUGAAUGUAUUAAUAAAUUAUUUUCUCGAGAGAAGAAGAAGCUCUACUUGUAUUUGAAAAAAAAAAUUUUCAGCCUACUGAGGUUUCUCUUUUUGACUUUUGAAUUUCAUUACAACCUUUAUAUUCUAAUUAACAAGACGAGUGAGCAUUUGAGAAAGAUCCAUUUUUUGCAUCCAGUAGACCUCCUACACGACGUUGAAUUUAAUUACGUUAAUCUCCUGACUGUUAUGAUGACAUUAAAAUCGUUUAGUAACAACAAGAAGGGGGUGUUAUCUUUUUAUUUUAUUCUUCACCCAGGACAUUUCUCCAAAAUUGUGAUCAUACCACAUUACAGGGGUACCUACUUGGGUAGGCAUCAGAGGAGGGAGGUGUCGAUAAAAAAUUUCUUCAAAAGGGGGAAGUUGGUUCAGGGGGGACCUUCUACUCCCCAACGGGGUGCCGAAGAAAAGGAUAGGAAUGAGGAGCGAGGCGGGGCUAUACAGCCGCGACAAGUGCCUACGAAAAGUAUUUCCGGGAUGGGUUCGUCGUCUCCUCCUUUGGCAAAGGAGAGAGGUAACCAGUGUGGUGACGGGCAUGCCGAUCAGCGUGGUGACGGGAGUGUAGAUCAACGUGCAGGUCAACAUGGCGCCCCACCCAAGAAGGGCCCACGGGAGCACCCAGACGAAAACGACAUAACCACAGUGGAAGGAAGUGGCGCCAAAAGUGGAGAACCACCCAACACACAGGAAAGCGGCAUGCUCAUUGACCACCUGGAUGAGGAAGACCUAUUCAUUUAUCUCUUUUCCCAUUUUUGCUACAUUAUAAAUUUGAAGAGAGUAAAUCAGUCUACGAUCUACACUCCGGGUGGAGACCUCCAUAGUGAUCACGAUCAUGUAAAUCCACCACGAGAGAGUAGCAGUCACCACCCUUUGGAAGGAACAGAACACGUCUCACUUGGAGAUGGUGCCAUCGAGAACGAUUUAAAAAUUUUCGAAGAAUACGACGUGUUUAUAUUAAAUAUAAAGUACUUGUUCAAAAUGAAAAAUCAGAUUGUCUUUUCGGAAGUUUUUUUCUUUCCUCCAUUUUUUCUCUACACCAUGUUGUACCCUUUUGUGGAGUUUUUGAAGACGUUAAAAUGUUGGCUUGUUUUGUUGGAUCAGCUGAGACUUCACUAUUCGGAUAUUACCUUGACUUGGUCCGAGAUAGGCGACGUUUUUCAGCACGUAACUGCGAUUAGGAGGAGGUGCUCUCCGCCGACUGCUCCCGAGGGGGGCGCUCCAACUGGGGAGAAGCUCCCCGGGGCGGACAGCCCGCCAGGCGCGAACCAAAACGCAAAUGUGAAAGCAGAUGUGAAAGCAGAUGUGAAACCCGAUGUGAAAGCCGAUGUGAAACCCGAUGUGAAAGCAGAUGUGAAAGCCGAUGUGAAAGCCGAUGUGAAACCCGAUGUCAAACCAAACGUGCAAAGCCUACAGAGCGGAUCGCCCCCCGAGGGUCACGCAAAUGACCACCGCCAGGAUGACGAAAUAGUUUUGCACCUCGUGUGGUUCCUUUACAGCACCAAGGAUUUGUAUGUCGACACGGCGUCCCUUGGCGAGGCGAAAACUUACAAGCGGAGUUAUGCGGCCCUUUUGGGUGACUCUAAAGAGGUGAAUCAGGAGGAUUCCCCUGAGAGGGGUGAUGGCGAAAGCGGCGAUGGUAAAGGCGGCUAUGGCGAAAGCGGCGAUGGUAAAGGCGGCUAUGGCGAAAGCGGCUAUGGCGAAAGCGGCGAUGGCAAAAGCGACCAUGGCAAGGGCGACCAUGGCAACCGAGGUGAGCAUAAAAAGGCGAAGAGGCAAGAGGAGGAUGGGCCGCACAGCGCGAAAGAUCCCUUGUGGGGGGAUCACCACCCCCUGAGUGAAGCCAAAUCGGAGGAAAUACAAAACGUGAAAUGGGAAACCGGAGGAGACAAUCCCGUAGCAAAGAAAUGGACGCACACAACGAAUCACCUGAGCAGUACCCCCUUUCAUAUGAACCAAACAAACACGGACAAAUUGAAACAUAUGAUUAACGCCUACUCCCACAGCAACGAUGACGUUUUUUUAAAAAAAAAAGCUCAAAAAAUCUGGUUGGGGAGGAAUUUUAUCCAGAAGUCGUACGCCCUGCGCAUUUUGGAACCCAAAAAUGGGGACCCCCCGUACAAAGAGGGGAAACGAUGGGACGACCCUUUGGCGGAGGGAGGAAAAAAUGACAAUAUCGGGGCCCGCCACGCGGGCGACGUGCUUACGAAGAUAAACCCCUACAAAGCAACGUCCACUCGAAGGGAACCACAAAACGAUUUUGAAAAUAUGUUUUUUUUUAAUGAGGAAAAAAUGCUAAUCGGAGGCAUGAAGAAUGCGAAGAGUUCUGCCACGUCAGGAGAAAAUGAGUACAAAGGGGAUAUGCACUACUGGACCAAUUCAGUUGGCAUAUAUUUCGAAAAUGUGGGGGAGACUGUGGAGGAGGAGGACUGCUGGUUUUAUCGCAGUAGGGGAAGGGUACCCACACGGGAAGGGCAAAUAGAUAACCACGGUGAGGUGAAAAACCGAACGAGGAAAUUCAUCCUGGAGGAAGAAAACAUACUGAAAGAAAACUCCAAAAUUAAUUCAGCCCUGAAUAUAAUUUAUAACUAUGCUAGAAUAUGGCUCCCAAAAAUGAAUCACUCCAAUAUCAUUUCCUUUUUUCGAAUCAUAAAUGAGACAAUAGUCGAUAAAAAGAAUAUAUGUGAGUUGUGUUCUCUGUUGUUUAACUCUGUUUUGUCAUACCGAGAACAUUUAACCUUUUGGAUGUUUCCAAGUAGAGAAGGUGUAUCAAUGCCAUUCGUUGAAAUGGAGUUUGUACCUGAGGGGGUCGAUGACCUGGUUGCCGUGGCGGGUGGGAAAAAAGGGACCUCCAUUUUCCGUAAUAAAUGGAUCGAACUGCUUGUUCCCGUGGAGGAUGCGAUAUACGAUGGUUAUCUCGUGGAGGGAGAAACCAACAGAGGGGUGAUGAUGGAUAAGAUGAAUGGUGAGGAGGCCCAUACAGGUGUCGACUCGGCUACUCCCAGCAGAGGGAACAAAAAUAUCACCACGGGAGGAGGUAAUGACGGCAAGCGAGGGAACUGUCAUUCCACCCCCGCAACAGAAAAAACGAUUAACAUAAAGUACAAAUUAUGGAGAUAUAUGCCCCCCCCUUUUAAAAAAAAAAUGUAUGAACAGGAGGUUAAAGACAUUAUGGGGGGACCCAAUGAAAGCGUGACGCUCACGUUUAAAAUAUCAUCAGUGUUGCCAAUUAAAAACUUAAAGGAGGUGCACAUAAAUGACGAGCCGUUCGUGAAAUUUCUGGUGAGGCACAAAAUCGACUUAAAUGUUGCUCACCAGAGGGUCAUGACCAUUUUGCAGAAAUACAACCUGAUGGCAAACUACUCCCUCGUUGCCACGCAGACCGUCCUCCACCGCUCCACCUUCGAACUGCUGCGCAAGGGGGGGGACAUCGACAACGACACAGGGUGA